Messenger RNA from Nasonia vitripennis (jewel wasp), 1923 nucleotides. RefSeq names its product myrosinase 1. Gene Ontology annotation, biological process: carbohydrate metabolic process. Gene Ontology annotation, molecular function: beta-glucosidase activity. The coding region runs from base 121 to 1752 and encodes 543 amino acids. Lineage: Eukaryota; Metazoa; Arthropoda; Insecta; Hymenoptera; Pteromalidae. The transcript has 7 exons. The record is from RefSeq and is a predicted model, not a curated record.
GCAUACUUGCAGCGUUUAAACGACUACACAUGACGCUCAUAGUACGUAUUUGCCAUUUCGCAGCAGCAGUGAAUAAUUUAACAAAGAACCAAGAAUAUCUUUCUAAAUAUCGCGUGAAAAAUGUGGUUAACGCAGGUGUUGACCUUCAACAUGCUCAGCGAUUUGGUCGGUCUGUUCUACGUGGCCGAUUAUUCGUCAGAUUCGCUGAUCUCCAUGAACAUCAACAUAAAGGAGAAAAAUUCCAUCCUCGAAAGCUACGAAUUUGCAACUGAAGCCAUGAGAGUAACUCACGCUGUGGCUCAGAAUCGUUUUCCAAAUAUGUUUCUGUUCGGAGCUGCAUCUUCGGCUUAUCAGAUCGAGGGAGCCUAUAAUUCUUCAGAAAAAGGCAUGAACGUCUGGGAUUACUGGACGCAUACCAAUCCUGAUUUAAUCCUCGAUAAAAGCAACGCUGACGAUGCCUGCAAGUCGUUCUACAAGUAUCCGGAUGACAUCGCGCUGCUUAAGAAUUUGGGGGCUAAGGCGUAUAGAAUCUCCUUAUCAUGGUCUCGUAUACUCCCCGACGGAAUGUCCAAUUUCGUCAGCCUCGAGGGUGUCCGGUACUACAACGAUCUGAUAAACAUGAUGAUCUUGUCGGGGAUCACACCCGUGGUGACGAUUCACCAGGGCGACAUCCCAAUGAAACUCCAAAUGAUGGGCGGCUGGACCAACCCGAACAUGACCGAAUAUUUCAAAGGCUUUGCGAGAGUUGCUUAUUCGUACUUCGGCGAUAGAGUCAAAUAUUGGAUAACGAUCAACGACCCCUGGACACUAUGCAACAUGCAAUUCGGCGAUGCAAUGAGGCCUGUCUACAGCGACAGCGGCGUCGGCAACUAUCUAUGUGGACACCACGUUCUCAUCGCUCACGCGAAGGCUUACCGACUCUAUCGCGAGGAAUUUCAGUGGCUCCAAAAUGGCAAAGUGGGAAUAAGCAUAGGCACGAACUGGUUCGAACCAGCGGACUCGACGUCUCUCGACGAUCUCGAAGCUUCCGAGAUAAGCUACCAGUUCGCCAACUACUGGUUCCUCAACCCCUUGCUCGGUGAAAAGGGCGACUAUCCGGACAUCAUGCGCGAGCAGAUCGCCGUCGAUAGCCAGCUGCAGGUUUUCAAACAGUCCAGACUGCCGGUGUUCACCGACGAAGAAAUCCAGCUGGUCAAAUUCAGUCUGGACUUUCUGGGCAUCGGCUUCUUCACGACUUAUGAGGUGAAGGCAAAGCCAAUCGACCUUGACAGCUUCUACGAGUACGACAGCGUAUUGGCUAAACCGUCGCUCGAGAGUGACAUGGAAUCCAUUUGGUUGGUACACGACGAAGUUCAAGGGGCUUUUGACAUCAAGAAUACUCCGGACAAUUUCCGUAAACUGCUGCAAAAGAUAAACGAAGAUUACGUUCUGCCGCCGGUUUACAUAACUGCUAACGGUUACGCCGAUCUUGGAGAGAUCGUCGACUAUGACAGAGCAAAGUACCAUUACGACCACAUCAGCGCGAUGUUCGCCGCGAUGGCUAACGGAGUAGAUAUAAGAGGAUACUUUGCUUGGUCGCUGAUGGACAGUUUUGAGUGGCAAGAUGGUUACAGGAAACGCUUCGGUCUCUACGGAGUCGAUUUCGGAGACAACGAUCGCCCGAGAGUGGAGAAAGUCUCAGUCGGGGUUCUUAAAAAUAUUUUCGAGACAAAAGUAAUACCUGAUGAAAUGAAUCUUGCAUUGUCGGUAUAGAAACGCACAAACGUAGUGAGACAUUUAUAUACAUGUAAUGACAAUGUAACGACAAAUAAAUCCCCCGAAUUUUUGUCGGCAUUUUCAGUUUAUUUGAAUUUACUGCAAUAGAAGACUCAAAGUAAUAUUUCGUCAUAAUAAAAAAGGACUACAGGAGAGAGCACUGAAAAA